CGGAAAUACGUGUAGGCGUACAGGGAAUUACAUAUAAGAUAAACGCAUAGUAUAUAUAUAUCACAUCGUAAGGCAUAUAGGUGCACCCAAAGGAAGACUUGACAAUGGGUUUGUAUCUUAAACCAGCUGAAAUACGUUAUACCCAGGAAACGAUCAGCGGUGUUUUUCGACAAAACACUAGGCACAAAAAUACACAGAUCGGAAAGACACUUGACGACAUUUUGGUAGCAUCUUCUUCUAUAGACCAGAUUCCAAAGAUAACUGUGUGUAAAAAGAAUGGACAGUGGUAUAGUUUCGACAAUCGCCGGCUAUGGAUAUUCAAAAAGUUAGAAAAAUAUGGGAAAUGUUCGAAAAUUCUAGUAAAAAUAUCUAAAAAAUUAAAAAAGAUUAAAUUCACAACAAAAAGUGAUGGAACAACUGUGAAGUUAAGGGGAGGUGACGCUGGAGGUACUUACUGGCGACAACAGGAGGAACUUGUAAAGUCCCAUCACAGUGAUCCGCAUGAUAGUACAUCACACGUACGUAAAGAACCGGCCACUGAAUUGCACUACAAAUACAAAAACACGGAAUCAAAAAGAACACCUUCAUCUGCGUCGCUUACAACAAGGUCAGUACAUGGUGACGGAGCAGAAAACUUCAGUGAUUUGAAAAACGAUACUUCUUCAAGGCCUUCCUCGGCCGUUUUGGAUUUAUAUUUUUCCAUUAUGCUAAAAUCUUCAGGGACAUCAAAUAGAAAUGGAUUAGACAAAGCUGAUACAAAAUUAAAGUUACCAGAAACAUCUGACGGUUUGGAUUCAACAUUCAACGAUUCCCACUAUGAUGAAACACAUACGUUGCCAGUUUCACCAGAAACAUCAGAUGACGGACCAGAUUCAACUUUAGGUGAAUAUUACAAUGACGUUACAUGCUUGCCAGUUUCACCAUUAACAUCUGAUGACGGUUCGGAUUCAACAUUAACCGAUUCUCACAAUAAUGUUACGUUGCCAUUAUUACAAGAAAUGCGUGUUUGUGACUCCGAUUCGACACUAUGCACUCAAACAACCCGGAGACAUCGUCCACAGACACGACCCUGAUGUCUCCGGUUUUAACAGACUGAUAGCUGAUACAGAAUUAACUUGGUUUACGCUUAGCCUAUCUAGGACUCAGCUUUUUAUCUGCAGGAUGUUCUGCUAGUACAGUCAGGUCAACAUCUGAAAAUCAAACACCGACACUCCGAUCAUCGUCGGAAUAUGGAGGGAAAAAGAAAAAAACGGAAAAAGAGAAAGAAAUAACUUUUUUAAUUAAUUAAAUUCACACAUCAUGGUCUUGCUUUUGUAACCUGAUGCAGCUUUAAAAAUAUUUCCAUGCAUUUGAACAUCUCGUCUUGAAAUCACAACCAACUGAAAAAGUCCUUAUGCGUUAACCGUAUAGGUUUUGAAUAACACUGGUACUGAUAAAUAAACUUAAUGGACACGUU
This is a messenger RNA of Mizuhopecten yessoensis (Yesso scallop), 1456 nucleotides long. RefSeq lists its product as uncharacterized. The transcript is spliced from 2 exons. NCBI's taxonomy places the organism in Eukaryota, Metazoa, Mollusca, Bivalvia, Pectinida, Pectinidae. The record is from RefSeq and is a predicted model, not a curated record. The coding region runs from base 105 to 1073 and encodes 322 amino acids.